AUGAUCGGACGCAAAUGUUGGUGACAAAAUUUCCAAAUCUUGAACCCCCCACACGAAGCCCUCGCGUUCCAGAUUUCAAAUCCGAAACUCUCAAUCCUGCAAUCGUCAAUUUCGUUCCUUGAAUCUCAAUUCAGAAGCUGACAAGAAACGUGUGAAAUUGAGAGAUACGAAAAACCCUAGUUUUCGUUUUCGGGAUGGCGUCGGGGAAGAAAGCGUCAGAGGGCAUAGCUUUACUCUCCAUGUACGGUGAUGAGGAGGAUGAUGAAAUGGAAGACCUCGAAGAACUUAAAGAAAAAGAGCAAGAAGAAGAUGAAAAUCCCAUAAACGACGCCGCUGCAGAAGAGGACGACACUGUUAGUAACAGUGUGGUUGCUUCUGAUUCCGGCACUGAAAAUACUCCUUGGCUACAAGAGGAGCGUGGUGGUCUGAAUGACAAUUCUACCCCCAAUAAGACCUUUUAUUCUGGCGGCACUUCUUCGGCAACUACAACUUCGCAGCAGCCGCCUCUCUUUUCCCCUGAACAACAACAGCAACAGAAUGUUGGUUCGGAUUUGAAUUCGGUCCAGUCUCAGAAAAAUAUGUUUAAUAUAGUGGAUUACGGGCACGACGAGGUGGCAAUGUCCCCUGAAGCCGAGGAAGGUGAAAUAAUGGAAACUGGUCAGGUAAAGUAUGGGGAGGAGCAUCAAAUGGCGAAUGGUGAGUUCCGGGAAAUAACUUCACCAGGAAUAGUUCAACUCCUGACGCCUAGCACUCAAGCAACACCUCCUCAAUUAUUGAAACCAAUUGAUCAGCCAGGUUCAGAUGCGGUAAACUAUGUUGCAAACGAAGCAGAAGUUACAGAGACUGAAGGCACUGUUAUGAUUUCUGCAGAAGAGCCAAAAGAUCCACUGGACAAGUUUCUCUCCCCACCCGCAAAGGAUAAAUGCUCAGAUGAACUGCAAGAGAAAAUAAUCAGGUUUCUUGCACUAAAGAAAACUACUGGAAGAAGUUUCAAUUCAGAAGUGCGUAAUCGAAAGCAAUACCGGAACCCUGAUUUUUUGUUGCAUGCAGUGACUUAUCAAGAUAUUGAUCAGAUAGGAUCUUGCUUCAGUAAAGAUGUAUUUAACCCUCAUGGAUAUGACAAAAGUGACUUCUAUGAUGGGAUAGAGGCUGACAUGAGGCGUGAAAUGGAGCGGAAGGAGCAAGAGAAGAAGAAGAAUCAAAAAGCAGAUUUUAUUUCUGGAGGAUCACAGCCUGGAAUAGUUGUCCGUACGCCAAAAAUUAACAUGCUAAUUCCAGGUUUAGCCACUGUUCCUGGUGGUGUGUUAAAUGCAGUUCAAGCUUCAGUAGAUUCUGUAGGUCGGGAUGGUAGACAGAACAAAAAGUCGAAGUGGGAUAAGGUGGACAGCGAUCAAUGGAAUUCUCUGAUCAGUGGAGGGCAUGAUUCUUUGUCUACUGUGGACGCACACUCAGCAUUGCUAUCUGCUUCUAAAGCUGUUAGUGGAUACUCUGCUUUUGCGCAACAAAGACGGAAGGAGGCAGAAGAUAGGCGAUCCAGUGACCGAAAGUUGGAGAGAUGAUCUUAGAGUUGACAUUCUUGUCUGCAGCUUGAGAUUCAAAUAUCAAAGGCACUAAUGUGAAGAGGGUAGAAUUGAUUUGAUUAUUUCCUGUAUAUAUCGUUCCCUUUUCUUUUACAACCAAAAUCAAAAUCCAUAUCUCCAAUAGUUCCGUUCUUCCCCAUCCACCCUGUGAAAAGGGCCAUAUUUGUUUCAGACGGGCAAUUUGCUUCCUCAAUGUUCACUCCUCAUGUUAUCACGAGUUAUACCUGGAUAUUUUUCGUGGAGAGUGAAUUCUAAGAAUUUACAAAUGCAUUAUGUACUUGAUAUUCAAUGUGUAGUUAUUUUUCCUACUGAAUGAGUUCGGGUAGUAGUCUUUCCAGAUAGAAGUCUACUGGAUUGACCGGUAUGUGUUGAGUUUCAGUUUCCCAAUAUGAACGAUUUUCGUUGUUUUA
Messenger RNA from Olea europaea var. sylvestris, 1990 nucleotides. RefSeq lists its product as uncharacterized. Lineage: Eukaryota; Viridiplantae; Streptophyta; Magnoliopsida; Lamiales; Oleaceae. Bases 195 to 1559 code for a protein of 454 amino acids. The transcript has 8 exons. Gene Ontology annotation, cellular component: nucleus. The record is from RefSeq and is a predicted model, not a curated record. Gene Ontology annotation, biological process: regulation of DNA-templated transcription.